Pipistrellus nathusii (Nathusius's pipistrelle) is the source of this 801-nucleotide messenger RNA. The record is from the annotation of a GenBank genome assembly. Lineage: Eukaryota; Metazoa; Chordata; Mammalia; Chiroptera; Vespertilionidae.
AUGAAGCCCGCGUCCAGGCAGGCCCUCUGCCACGUGGCCGUGGCCACCUGCCUCUGCGUGGCCACCGUCUACACGGGUGUUUUUGAAAGCGUCUUUGUGGAAGUAGGCUACGAGCACUAUGCAGAAGCCCCGGUAGCCGGCCUCCCUGCCUUCUUAGCCAUGCCCUUCAAUUCGCUCAUCAACGUGGCCUACGUGCUCCUGGGGGUGCACUGGCUGCAGAGAGAUGUCAGUGCCCAGGGGCACCCCGGUGAGGCGCAGCGAGCUCGGUACCUGAAGGAUGUCUUUGCGGGCAUGGCUAUGGUGUACGGCCCCGUGCAGUGGCUGCGGAUCGGGCUGCAGACGCGCCCGGCUGCUGUGCUGGACCAGUGGUUCACCUUGCCCAUCUUCGCGUGGCCCGUGGCCUGGUGCCUCUACCUGGACCGGGGCUGGGAGCCCGGCCUGCUCCUUGCCAUCGAGUGCCUCUCGCUGUCCAGUUACAGCCUUUCCCUGCUGCAUCCCCAGGGGUUUGAGGUCGCCCUGGGCGUGCACAUCGUUGCCGCCGUGAGCCAGGCCCUGCGUGUCCACAGGCGCCACGGCAGCACGUGCUCGGGGGUGUACCUGCUCCUGGGGGUGCUCUCCUGCCUGGGCUUUGUGGUCCUCAAGCUGUGUGACCACCAGCUGGCCCAGUGGUAUCUCUUCCAGCGGCUCACAGGCCAUUUCUGGUCCAAAGUCUGUGAUGUGCUUCAGUUCCACUUUGCAUUCUUAUUUCUGACAAAUCUCGACACCUGCCAGCGACUCCCUCCUAAGGGGAAGAUGCAGUAA